This is a messenger RNA of Sciurus carolinensis (gray squirrel), 2772 nucleotides long. RefSeq names its product solute carrier family 23 member 1-like. Gene Ontology annotation, cellular component: membrane. Bases 1 to 2145 code for a protein of 714 amino acids. Lineage: Eukaryota; Metazoa; Chordata; Mammalia; Rodentia; Sciuridae. Gene Ontology annotation, biological process: transmembrane transport. The transcript is spliced from 14 exons. Gene Ontology annotation, molecular function: transmembrane transporter activity. The record is from RefSeq and is a predicted model, not a curated record.
AUGCGAGGAGGGCGUCCCGGCCCGCGCUGCGCCCCCGAGGCCCAGGCGGCGCCCCCGGCCAGCCCCGCGCGCCACAGGCUAGAGCACCUCUGGCGCACCAGUUCCCGGCCAGGCCCCGGCAUCCGCGGCUCGGUUACCAGCACGUGGAUCUCGGGCAAUGCGGACGCCGCCGAGGUCGGCCCCCGGCGUCGCUCCUCAACCCACGCCCUCCGCGCAGCAGCCCUGCACUCCCGCCGCCAGGCCGCCGCGCCCUCCAUGGGGUUGGAGCAGGAGCACCAGGUGAGCAAGGACACUGAGGCAGGAUUGUUGAGGCACAGUUGGACCAACCUGGACAUUGCAUUGCAGAGGGAUGAUACAUUGCUCAGAUCCCACACUGUCAGCCAAGAUGGAAGGAAGGAUGGACAACCUGUGAGUCCCAGUAGCUCCAUGGCCUAUGGUGUCUUAGAUAUCCCACCAUGGUAUCUCUGCAUCUUCUUGGGGAUCGAGCACUUCAUCACGGCCCUGGGAGGACUGGUAGCGGUGCCGCUCAUCCUGGCCAAGGAUCUGUGCCUGCAGCAUGACCCCCUGACCCAGAGCUACCUCAUCAGCACCAUUUUCUUCGUCUCUGGCAUCUGCACUCUCCUGCAAGUGCUUUUUGGGGUCAGGCUGCCCAUUCUCCAGGGAGGGACCUUUGCUUUUGUGGCGCCUUCUCUGGCCAUGCUCUCUCUUCCAUCCUGGAAGUGCCCAGAGUGGACACUCAAUGCCAGCCAGGUGAACACCAGCUCUCCUGCAUUCGUGGAGGAAUGGCAGAGGAGGAUCCAAGAGUUGCAGGGUGCCAUCAUGGUUGCUUCCUGUGUCCAGAUGCUCGUGGGAUUCUCAGGCCUCAUUGGCUUUCUCAUGCGCUUCAUUGGCCCCUUGACCAUUGCUCCGACCAUUUCCCUGGUGGCCCUGCCUCUCUUUGAUUCUGCAGGCAACGAUGCUGGAAUCCACUGGGGCAUUUCCUUCAUGACCAUCUUUCUCAUCGUGCUGUUUUCCCAAUUCCUGAAAAAUAUUGCGGUGCCUGUGCCUGUUUUUGGGGGAGAGAAGAAGUGUCACACCUCCAAGUUCUACCUGUUUCAGGUCUUCCCUGUGCUGCUGGCUCUCUGCAUCUCCUGGCUCAUCUGCUUCGUGCUCACGGUCACCAACACUCUCCCCUCAUCGCCCACUGCCUAUGGGUACCUGGCCCGCACUGACACCAAAAGCAGCGUCCUGAGUCAGGCCCCUUGGUUCCGCAUCCCUUACCCAGGACAGUGGGGCCAUCCCACCAUCAACCUGGCUGGGGUCUUUGGCAUCAUUGCUGGGGUGAUCUCCUCCAUGGUGGAGUCUGUGGGUGAUUACUACGCCUGUGCCCGGCUGGUGGGAGCCCCACCUCCUCCAAAGCAUGCCAUCAACCGUGGCAUUGGCAUCGAGGGCCUUGGCUGCUUGCUGGCAGGAGCCUGGGGGACAGGGAAUGGCACCACCUCCUACAGUGAGAACAUCGGAGCGCUGGGCAUCACCAGGGUGGGCAGCAGGAUGGUGAUCGUCACGGCGGGCUGCGUGCUGCUCCUGAUGGGUGUUUUUGGGAAGAUCGGGGCUGUGUUUGCCACCAUUCCAACUCCAGUGAUCGGGGGCAUGUUCCUCGUCAUGUUUGGGGUCAUCAGCGCCGUGGGGAUCUCCAAUCUGCAGUUCGUGGACAUGAACUCAUCCAGGAACCUGUUUGUCUUUGGCUUCUCCAUCUACUGUGGCCUCGCCAUUCCCAACUGGGUGACCAAGAACCCUGAGAGGCUGCAGACAGGGAUUCUCCAGCUGGACCAGGUCAUCCAGGUGUUGCUGACCACCGGCAUGUUUGUUGGUGGAUUUCUGGGCUUUCUCCUGGAUAAUACCAUCCCUGGAGGUCGGGAGGAGCGAGGCAUCCUGGCAUGGAAUCAAGUUCAGGAGGAAUCCAAGGAGACUCCAAAGUCCUCAGAGGUCUAUGGUCUUCCCUGGGGGAUUGGCACCAAGUUCUGCACGGCCUCCUGCACCCAGGUUCUCCCCUUCUGGCCCAGGCUGAAACACGGUGGCAAAGAUCCACUGGACACCUCUCUGGCAGACCUGUAUGAACGAGAUAAGAUGUACAUAACCCACAUACCAGAGGAAGACACUUUUUGAAAUACUGGACAACUGAGACACCCACCUGUCUGGGACCCACUCACCUUCCCUGGAAAAAUCAUAUGAAAGUUUCUUCUGCCAGGUGCCACACACCUGUAAUCCCACAACUGAGGAGCCUAAGGCAGGAAGAUCACAAGUUUGAGACCAACCUGGGCAACUUAGCAAGACCCUAUCUCAAAGUAAAAGAUAAAACAGGCUAGGGGUAUAGCACCCCUGAGUUCAAUCCCCAGUAGUGUGCACUCACACCUACACACACCACUACACACACACACACACACACACACACACACACACACUCACAAAAGCUUCUCCUUUAGGUCACGGGGAAGAUUGAGGGCGAGAGAUUGAGGGUGCUCAGGAGCCUUCAAGAGCACACUGCUUCUCCUGCGCCUCCUGCCAGCUGCUGGCACCAUCCCAUAGGGAUCUGGAACCUGUGGCCUGGUUUUUUUGUUUGUUUGUUUUUAAUUGAGAACAGGUACUGUUUUAUUAACUGACCAGAUUGCAAAAAUACCAUGGUAGGUAACUUAGUUCAUCCUUCUAAUAAGCCUGUUGAUCUGGUGAAGCAUCUCUACCGUCUACAGAAUCAGUGGUCUUUUUCUUCAUUCUACCUCUUACAGAGGAUAAUUG